UAGCGAAAAUAUAAGCCGAAUAUUUACUCAUCGUGCGGUGUAUUCAUCUAAUUUGUGGUUGUAGUGCGGCAUAUUCGUGUAGAAGACCGCAAUGAAAUAUAUCCUAAAUUGAAACAGACGUAAAAGUUAAAUAUUUAAUACAUGAACGAGUGCUUGAAAAGUGACCAACAGUCUACCGCUCAUGAUAAAGCUUUUUUUUGUGAUUGAUGCUAUUCACACAGUGCCAGGGCGUACAAUUAAUAGCAUCGUCGAAGAUGGCUUCUAAAGCAAAAAUUGUCGUAAAAAUCGAAGAAGAUAUCCGAAUAUCAAUACACAGGCAAAUAGAUCUGUUUCUUCAGGACGAGAAUCAGCUGGAAUACGAUUUUCCAUCAGAUCUUACCAAUCAACAUCGGGCGUACAUUCACGAAUACGUGCGGAACAAGCAAUUGAAAUCGAGAUCCCACGGAAAAGGGGAAAACAGGUACUUGACUAUAUGCAAGACAGGCUUGCCGGAUGUUACACACGAUGAUGCUGCGCUAAAUGUAACACCCGAAUCGUGUGUGAUGCUAAACAAAAUCGAGAAGUCCUACAACGCGUUUCGUAAGCCUUGCAAGCGUUUGGGAAAAGGAACACCUAUUCAAUCACAUUCCAUCAAUGUUACUUCGGUCUCGCCUUCGAUACCACCACUGCCGACUGGUUGUGAGGAGAUACAAGCCGUCCGUAAGCGAUUGCCCAUAGCGCAGUUUCACCAGGAAAUACUAAAGUGUAUACAACAAAACCAAGUCAUUAUAAUAUCGGGAAACACUGGAUCUGGCAAAACUACACAAGUUCCUCAGUAUAUUUUAGAAGAAGCUGCACAAAAAACCCAACCCUGUCGGAUCAUUUGCACGCAACCUAGACGCAUCAGUGCAGUCACAGUAUCGGAACGAGUAUGUUACGAAAGGAAUGAACAGUUGGGCGAUACGGUGGGUUAUCAAAUUCGAUUGGAAAGUCGGGUAAAAUCUACCACGAACGCUUUGUUUUGUACGAACGGUGUAUUGCUUCGGUGUUUGAUGGGUAAAGGGUGUUCAAACUUUCUGAAAAAUAUUACACACAUCAUCAUUGAUGAAGUUCACGAACGAGAUCAGUAUUCCGAUUUUCUACUGAUAGCUUUGAAGGACAAUUUGUCGAAAAAUCCACACCUUAACAUUAUUCUGAUGUCUGCCACUAUAGAAUCAGACACAUUUUCGAAAUAUUUUAACAACUGUCCAGUUAUUGAGAUACCGGGCAGAUUGUUUCCAAUAGAAAUCGUUUUUCUUGAAGAUGUUUUGUUUAACAUUGAAACCUGUAACCAUAAUGUAAGAGAUGUCCGCACGAGAAUAAUCAAAAACACGGAAGGGCAAUUUGGCGAACGAUUUAAACCGAUAACAGUUAAUAUGGAUGACGAAACAAUUUUAUUGAUGAACGAUAUUUUGGAGAUUUGUUGGAUAGAGAACAAUCCCAAUGAUUUUCGUAACUUUUUUGUACUGAUCGAGGAGGAAAACAUUCCAAUCGACUUUCAGCAUACCGAAACACAAAUGACUGCCCUAAUGAUUGCAGCUGCUAAAAAUUACACUGAAAUCGUGCAAAAGCUGCUGGAUAUGGGAGCGGAUCCUAACAUAAAGGAGAAGCAUAACUACAACGCUUACAAUUGGGCUUGCUUUGUGAAUGGAAGUGGUAAAUGUUCUGAUCUGCUGCAACAAGCGAUGGGGAAAAUCGAUUUACCAAAAUCGCGCAUAGUGACGCUGGCACCAAACGACGCCAAACUAUUGCUGGAUGCAUAUCAUACGUCCGUCGGUGACGAUAGGAUCGAUCAUAGUUUAAUCUUCGACAUUAUCAUGUACAUCUGCCACCAAAAGUCAGAAGGGGGCAUACUGGUAUUUUUGCCCGGUUACGACGACAUACAGGAGCAGUACGGGUUGCUAAGUAGCAAAGCGUCGAAUUUGCACUGCAUAAAAGUAUUGAUGCUGCACAGUAAAAUGCAAACGACCGAUCAGCAUUCCGUGUUCAAGCCCGUGCCUUCGGGAGUACGCAAAAUCAUUCUCUCGACCAAUAUUGCUGAAACGUCCAUAACGAUGGAUGACGUGGUGUACGUGAUCGACAGUGGCAAGGUGAAGCAAAAAUAUUAUGACUCGCUUACAUCUACUAGUUCGUUGGCCGCCACAUGGAUAUCGCAGGCUUGCGCCACACAACGUGCUGGCCGUGCUGGGCGUACGCGGCCGGGGACCUGUUUCCGGUUGUACAGCAGAACGCGCCACUGUGCGAUGGAUCAGUACACGUUGCCGGAAAUAUUGCGCGUCCCGCUUACAGAAAUAUGUUUGCAAACAGCAUUGAUAAUGAAGGAUGCAUCCAUACAGGAGUUUCUAAAGAAGGCAAUAACGCCACCGGCAGCAAUGAGCAUCAAGCAGAGUAUAAAAUAUCUCCAGAAGGUAGGAGCGUUGGAUGACGACGAAAAUGUAACCGAUCUGGGAUACACGCUAGCGGAGCUACCUGUCGACGCAAGGUUGGGAAAAAUGCUGCUGUACGGUAUAUUGAUGAAAUGUUACGAGCCUGUAUUGCUGAUUGUUUGCAUCUUGAGCGUAAAUGAUCUUUUCGUGAUACCUCCAUUUGCCGGCGAUAAGGAUAUGGCGAAAAAAAUGCGCCGUGAUUUGUCGGACAAUUCGUUUAGCGAUUGCUACUCGUUAAUUCGCGCCUACCAACGUUGGUUAGGCACUCGCUCCAUGCUGAAACGCAAAGAAUUGUGCAAUCGUUUGUUUUUGAAUCAUGGCAAGCUAACGAUGGUGCAUGAUUUGCGCAAUAAACUUCACGGACAUUUGUGUACGAUCGGAGUGGUUAAAUCUUAUGGGCCGGGUAAUGCACAAGAGCUAAAUGUGUAUGCCUACAAUUGGAGCUUAGUGAAAGGUAUAUUACUCGUAGGGCUGUACCCGAACGUGUGCUAUUUGGAAAAGUAUUCAAAAACCUUAAAGACACGCUUUGAGAAGAAAAUUUUUAUCCACCCGUCGUCAGUGGUAGGUGCAAAGAUUACAAAAAAGGCCAAAGAUAAGAACAAUGCACUUUCGCUGCCGAGUGAGUGGAUGACGUUUGAGGAAAAAUGUAAAACGGGUAGAGGUUCCAUGAUCCGGUGCAACACGGUCGUAUCACCAAUAACCAUAGCGAUAUUUGCCGGACCAUUUUCAAUAGACGAAACAGAGUGCAUCGUGCAGACGAAUGAAGACGACGAUGGUCAGGAACAGUGUCGAAUAGCAAUCGAUGAUUGGAUAAACUUAUCGGCAAAGGAAAAUGUUGCCAAGUCUGUACUGCACGUUCGACAAGCGUUAAAUGAGCUUUUUCUAAAAUUUAUUGAAAAUCCCAGAGCCCAUCAAUCGAAUCUGGAGGAGCUGAAGAUGUUAGAUUAUUUGGGCAGAAUACUUGCCGCGGAGGAUGAGUCGAUGCAAGUAACUAAUCAGUUACCAGAUUUUGCAAAACCUGUUAAUAAGCAACGGGAACCAUCGUGCGGAUAUCAAAGAAGGAGAUAAAAUUAUGACAGGAUUCGUAUUAGGUGCGCAACUAAGUAAGAAUUUGUUUCAUAUCCCGCUACAUUGAAUUUCUUAUUCAAAAUUUGCUUCAUCUUUUGAAGCAAUCCAAAAAUCAUGUCAAUUUUUCGAUUUUUCUUAUAUUACCUAUUAACUAUUAACAUCGUGAGGAACGGCCCGGAGGCAUGAUGGUAACGGCGCCGGUUUUUAUUGACUAUCCAGCUACUGGUAAAUAAAGCCACAAAAAGCCAGAAAUGGUAGACCUAGACCUACUGAGGUUGGUUGUGACGGAAGAGAAGAAGAAGGUUAACAACUGCAGGCAGUCCGCGAGAUACGCUAUUAUAGCGGAUCUUCGAAUCCGCGUAUAAGAGGAACUGCGUAUCUAUGGGACUGCCUGUAUUAAUGGAAAUUAAUGAUUAUUAAUAAAUUACUGGAUCCAAUUGAUGAAUAUUUCUUCUUUAUCGGCACAACAAACAACACCUCAAGAGGUCUAUGCCUGUUAUUUCCGGCUUCCGUUGACCGGACUUGUGUCAAGACCGACGUUUCGAAAUGAUAGACCAUACGAGAUUGAUAGACACAUCGGAUGCUUGGUCUUGGCCCCAGACAGAAAAAAAAAUUGGGAACGCAAUGUACUUGAAAACUGUUAUUUCUCAUUUGCGGUCAAUGUGUUACAAUUUUAAAGAAGUUUUCGUAUAACGAUUAAAAUACUGGAAAGGAGUAUACUCGUUGUAAAAGGGUUUGACUGUAUUCCCUCUUUUUGAAAAACGUACGUAUGUAUCACCGGGCCAUACGCGAAGCACAUGCGUCCUAGACAUUAGGAAAUUUG
Messenger RNA from Anopheles moucheti, 4335 nucleotides. Its product is annotated as 3'-5' RNA helicase YTHDC2-like. The record is from RefSeq and is a predicted model, not a curated record. Gene Ontology annotation, molecular function: RNA binding; ATP binding; protein binding. NCBI's taxonomy places the organism in Eukaryota, Metazoa, Arthropoda, Insecta, Diptera, Culicidae. Gene Ontology annotation, cellular component: intracellular anatomical structure. The transcript is spliced from 3 exons. The coding region runs from base 207 to 3512 and encodes 1101 amino acids.